Messenger RNA from Styela clava, 2108 nucleotides. The record is from RefSeq and is a predicted model, not a curated record. NCBI's taxonomy places the organism in Eukaryota, Metazoa, Chordata, Ascidiacea, Stolidobranchia, Styelidae.
UUAAAUACUAAAUUACAUGUCACUAAAAGCCAUAGCUAAUCUUUGAAAAGCAAGCUGACGAUUCAAAAUUUGCAUUUAAAAGAUAAGAAAGCUAUAAGCUGAUCAUAAAAAUAUUAAAGCUAUUUACUGCAUUUCAUGACAAUGUUCGGGGUGCUAAAUGAAAAUAUUUUCUAAUAUUCUUAGAUAUUCCGCUUCAUGGAAAAUUAUAUCAACCAGUAAAUUAUGGAAUCCGCUGUUCAUAGCAACAUUAGAUCAAGGCUAAAUUUAAUAACCAACAGUAAAGAUGUACCAUAUAUUUGCCAACAAUGUGAGAAGAACUUCAAAUCAAAGCAGAAUUUGAACAGGCAUAUGAGAAUGCAUACCAAAGAGAAACCUUUUACUUGUAAGCAAUGUGGAAAGUGUUUUUCACGAUUAUACCAUUUACAAGUGCAUGAGCGAACUCACACUGGAGAAAAACCUCAUGCUUGUAAACAAUGUGAAAAGCGAUUUUCGCAUAUAUCUAAUUUACUUAAGCACGAACGAACUCACACCGGAGAAAAACCCUAUAUCUGUAAACUUUGUGGAAAGGAUUUUUCACAUUUAACUAAUUUACGCAAGCACAACCAAUCUCACACUGGAGAGAGACCCUAUAUUUGUAAACACUGUGGGAUGCGUUUUUCACGAACAUCUCAUCUGAAUUCACAUGAGCGAACUCAUACUGGAGAAAAACCGUACGUUUGUAAACAAUGUGGAAAGAGUUUUGCACGAUUAUCUCAUUUACAAGGGCAUGAGCGAACUCACACUGGAGUAAAACCUCAUUCUUGUAAACAAUGUGAAAAGCGCUUUUCAGAAUUAUGUGCUUUACGUGUGCAUGAGCGAACUCAUACCGGAGAAAAACCUUUUAUUUGUAAUCAAUGUGGAAAGAACUUUUCACAGUGGUCCAAUUUAAAAGUGCAUAAACGAACUCAUACUGGAGAGAAACUGUAAGUUUGUAAUCAAUGUGGAAAGGCUUUUCACAGUGGUCCAAUUUAAAAGUGCAUAAACGAACUCAUACUGGAGAGAAACUGUAAGUUUGUGAUCAAUGUGGAAAAGGCUUUUCACAAUUGGACCAUUCGUGUACAUUACAAGUGUAAUUCUUUCAAACUAUGUCAGAAAAAUUUUACACAAAAGGGCAUCAAUACGAAGGAAUUUAUUGAUUUGUUGUGGAAAGAAACCUUGUACGUGUAACCCAUAUUGAAAAGCAGAUUAAAAUCCACAUCAAAAUUCACAGACAGUGUGCACCUAUGAGAUAACUUAUAUCUUUAAACAAUGUGAAAAGAGUUUACUCCAAUGGGAUAUUCACGAAAAUAUGUCCAAGAAUGCAAAUAAUUGAAUUGCAAAUCAAUUCAACCCUACUUUCAUUCCUUUCAGAAUGUUAUUGUUUGGGAAAUGAGUCAAAAGUUGAAUUGACAAUAAAAACUCGAAAAUUAAAGGUUUCUAAAAUCAAAAUUCAGGAAUGUUUUUUUUUUAUUUGUGUGCAUAAUAUUAUCCACUUGGACAAUUUUUUUUUAAUUAAGAUAUUUAGAAUUUUCUUAUUUUUGCUUGCGCAGUAUUCAUUUAACAUACUAUUCCACAUUUUCUUACAUCAAUCUAAUUAUUCGUGUACUGUAAUUGGGGGGUGGAAACAAAUCCCAAAUCAUAAACACAGCCCAAUCAUGUUCGCUUUGACAUGAACAGUUUAUAUUGGAACAGUGGGUCUGCAUUACGUUACAUAACUUACCGAUAGAUGUCGUAACUUUUUUAUCUUUAUAUAUAUAUUGUUUGUGUGUGUAAUAUGGGUCAACUGGCAUGUAUUUCUAUGUUUUAGAACCUUUGUUUUGCCAGUUUUCCUGAUUUUCCCAAUUAUUUGAGAGUUCAUAAAUUUGUUCUGUAUAUGCGUUUUCAGGGAAUCAAAAUAUACUUAUUAUACUGUCAUAAUGUGAAAGUUUAUAUUUGUCCAAUCUCAUCAUGCAGCAUGUGUUGUUCGAAUGUACUUUUGUGAUCUGAGUAAUAUACCGGUAUGCAUGAUUUUCAUAAAUAGAAGAGAAAAAUUUUGGGAAGAACUUAUAUGAUUUUAAAUGCUUGCCAAUACCCUUUGAUCUUAUUCCAGA